UUUGCUAUAGGAGGGCGACCUCCUAGGGCAGAGAGUUCAUGAGUUUUGGAACUCACAAACCGUGAAUGGCUGCGAUUGCACUGUAGAUGGCUGUGAAUUUACUGGCUUGCUGGUCUUCCGGCCAGAAUUCCUUGCCUCAACAAAAUUGUUUCCUUUAUUUGGUGUGAAAAAGGCUCCCCGUCAAAUAAACAAUUGAUGCUUUGUCUCUCUGAAAGCCAACGUAAACUCCUAGAUGGUAUUGGGUUUAGCUCCAAGGACAAAGUUGAGCGUGUAAUGAUGGAGUGCUCAGGGGAAGAAGACGGAAAUCACACCGAAGAAGAUACCCUAAAAUUAAUGGAAUACACUAGCAACUGUUUAAAGAACGAAAUACAUCAAUACCAAUAUGCAUCUUGGACAACAUUUGGACGAAGAUGCAUAUUUGCCAUACAAUGUAUUGGGAAUAAACUGACAUUACUAUCAACCAGUCGUAUGGGAAUUGGAAAAUGGUGCUUUGUGGAGAUACGGUCUGCAAUUGUACCAAGGGACUGGGAAGACCGAUACUACUUGAAUCGUGUCAUGGAAUUGUUGAUGAAAUUAAAGGAAAUGCUGCUUGAACAAGAAGAAGUAACUAUGAUUUUGAAGCGACUGUUGAGGAUAUCAUAGACAUAAUAAUAAAGUUAAUUGUCAC
Molecule: messenger RNA, 667 nt
Organism: Mucor mucedo
Lineage: Eukaryota; Fungi; Mucoromycota; Mucoromycetes; Mucorales; Mucoraceae
Exons: 5
Coding region: 196-642 (148 amino acids)
Source: RefSeq, a predicted model, not a curated record